UUUGAGUAAGAGAUAAGGAAGAGAGGUGCCCGAGCCGCGCCGAGUCCGCCGCAGCCGCAGAGCCUCCGCUCCGUCAGCGCCGCGGGCUCCGAUCGGACUCCCCCGAUCUGCCAAGGGCGAGGGCGCGGCGCAGCGGCCGGGCGGCAGCUCUGCUCCCAAGCCUGGGCAACCCCUGGGGCCACUGUUUUCCCACGUAAGCCACAGCUCCAGCAUCCUCUCUGUGGCUGUUCAACCAACUGUACAACCACCAUUUCACUGUGGACAUUACUCCCUCUUACAGAUAUGGGAGACAUGGGCGAUCCACCAAAAAAAAAACGUCUGAUUUCCUUAUGUGUUGGUUGCGGCAAUCAGAUUCACGAUCAGUAUAUUCUGAGGGUUUCUCCGGAUUUGGAAUGGCAUGCGGCAUGUUUGAAAUGUGCGGAGUGUAAUCAGUAUUUGGACGAGAGCUGUACGUGCUUUGUUAGGGAUGGGAAAACCUACUGUAAAAGAGAUUAUAUCAGGUUAUACGGGAUCAAAUGUGCAAAGUGCAGCAUUGGCUUCAGCAAGAACGACUUCGUAAUGCGCGCCCGUUCCAAGGUGUACCACAUCGAGUGUUUCCGCUGCGUGGCCUGCAGCCGCCAGCUCAUCCCCGGCGACGAGUUCGCGCUCAGGGAGGAUGGGCUCUUCUGCCGCGCCGAUCACGACGUGGUGGAGAGGGCUAGCUUGGGCGCCGGCGACCCGCUCAGUCCCCUGCAUCCAGCAAGGCCGCUGCAAAUGGCAGCCGAACCCAUCUCUGCCCGGCAGCCAGCCCUGAGGCCCCACGUCCACAAGCAGCCCGAGAAGACCACCCGCGUGCGGACUGUGCUGAAUGAGAAGCAGCUGCACACCUUGCGGACCUGCUAUGCCGCCAAUCCCCGGCCGGAUGCUCUCAUGAAGGAGCAACUGGUGGAGAUGACAGGCCUCAGCCCCCGCGUGAUCCGAGUGUGGUUUCAGAACAAGCGGUGCAAAGACAAGAAGCGAAGCAUCAUGAUGAAGCAGCUCCAGCAACAACAACCCAAUGACAAAACGAAUAUACAGGGGAUGACAGGAACUCCCAUGGUGGCUGCCAGUCCAGAGAGACAUGAUGGUGGCUUACAGGCUAACCCAGUUGAGGUGCAAAGUUACCAGCCGCCUUGGAAAGUACUGAGCGACUUCGCCUUGCAGAGUGACAUAGAUCAGCCUGCUUUUCAGCAACUGGUCAAUUUUUCAGAAGGAGGACCAGGCUCUAAUUCCACUGGCAGUGAAGUAGCAUCCAUGUCCUCUCAGCUCCCAGACACACCAAACAGCAUGGUAGCCAGUCCUAUCGAGGCAUGAGAAACAUUCAUUCAGAUGUAUUAUUUUUCCCUGUUGGAGAAAGUGGGAAAUUAUAAUGUUGAACUUGGAAACAAAAAGUAUUUAACGACCCAGUCAAUGAAAACUGAAUCAAGAAAUGAAUGCUCCAUGAAAUGCACGAAGUCUGUUUUAAUGACAAGGUGAUAUGGUAGCAACACUGUGAAGACAAUCAUGGGAUUUUACUAGAAAUUAAAACAAACAAAACCUGAAACCCAACAUAUACUAUUCAAUGACCUUAGAAGUACUGAAGAAACAAACAAACAAAAAAGACAUUUUUAAAACGUAGGGGAUGAAUAUCCAAGGAUCUCAAAAAAAAAAAAAAAAGAAAGAAAGAAAGCAAGCAUUUUCAUUUCCCUUGCACAUCUAAAGAAAUGCAGAAAUAGAAAAAAAUUUCUAGUACAUCAUAAUCUGAAUGGUGCUGUUUCUAUAUUGGUCAUUGCUUUGCCAAACAGGAGCUCCAGCAAAGAACAAGAAGAGACUGGCAUCAGUGGCUGAAAAUCUUUCAGGAAGGUGGGAGCUGCAUUGGUGUGCGAUGUUUUUAGUUGACUUACCAAGGGGUUCAUUGAAAUCCUAAGCUUCUUAGCAUGUUCUACAGCUGGUUUCUUUUUACUUUGGUCCCUUUCCAUUUUUUUUUUUUGAGAUCCAUCCUCUAUCAAGAAGUCUGAAGCGACUUUAAAGGUUUUUGAAUUCAGAUUUAAAAACCAACUUAUAAAGCAUUGCAACAAGGUUACCUCUAUUUUGCCACAAGCGUCUCGGGAUUGUGUUUGACUUGUGUCUGUCCAAGAACUUUUCCCCCAAAGAUGUGUAUAGUUAUUGGUUAAAAUGACUGUUUUCUCUCUUUCUGGAAAUAAAGAGGAAAAAAAAGGAAACUUUUUUUGUUUGCUCUUGCAUUGCAAAAAAAUUAUAAAGUAAUUUAUUAUUUAUUGUCAGAAGACUUGCCACUUUUCAUGUCAUUUGACAUUAUUAUUUUUUUUGUUUGCUGAAGUAAAAAAAAAGAUAAAGGUUGUACCGUGGUCUUUGAAUUAUAUGUCUAAUUCUAUGUGUUUUGUCUUUCCUUUCUUAAAUAUUAUGUGAAAUCAAAGCGCCAUAUGUAGAAUUAUAUCUUCAGGACUAUUUCACUAAUAAACGUUUGGCAUAGAUAACUAAAUAAACGCA
Messenger RNA from Dipodomys spectabilis (banner-tailed kangaroo rat), 2505 nucleotides. RefSeq names its product ISL LIM homeobox 1 (gene Isl1). Bases 283 to 1332 code for a protein of 349 amino acids. Gene Ontology annotation, cellular component: nucleus. Gene Ontology annotation, molecular function: DNA-binding transcription factor activity, RNA polymerase II-specific; cis-regulatory region sequence-specific DNA binding. The transcript is spliced from 6 exons. Gene Ontology annotation, biological process: axonogenesis; neuron fate specification; positive regulation of transcription by RNA polymerase II. NCBI's taxonomy places the organism in Eukaryota, Metazoa, Chordata, Mammalia, Rodentia, Heteromyidae. The record is from RefSeq and is a predicted model, not a curated record.